AUGCACCAACUGACAAGAGACUAUGUGAAAUAUGACAGAAGCCUAAUUAAGACAAAGAUUAUAAUUGUUUCUGAAUUCUUUGCUGCUAUUGUGCAAAGAGGAUGCAACUACGACGCCGUGAAGUGUCGGGUGGCAAUGAAUAAAAUGACACUUGAAGAUUAUGUGUCCACAUUGCAUGAGGGAAGUGGAAGCACUCCAAACUGUUGUGCCUCAGAUUUGCCGACACCCAGAAAUAUGCGAGGCCGUAAUAUUUGUGAGGAACUGAUCAAUCAAGAAGCACCUAAUCAAGAUGAUCUCCCCUAUGCAACUGCAACAAAGUCCAAUACGUCAAAACGUCAAGGAAGUCGAUCCGUAGAUAAAGUCCCCCUGGAUCAGCACGGUCUACCCAGCCUUCUUCCUAAUCCCGUACCCGGCAAUAUGAUCCCCUAUGUUGCUUCGUAUGUUGUGAAAAACUUCAACCCGGAGUUCAAUAAUGGUUUAGUAGUUUGGAUGACAGCUGCUCCUCUUAUGACACAGGGAGCAUCCAUGCCACUUGGGGGUAUCUUGGCUCCCAAAAUGGGUGUAAAAGUGGUUGCCAUUAUCGGAUCACUUCUCUGUAGCCCGCUGCGCUGGUGCGCGACUCUUUUAUCGAUCGAUGCGCAGCCGUUGCGCAAUCGAUUGUCCAUGAGCUGGGUUAGCGUUCGGUCGAGCGACCUCACAUGCAGUGGUACACCCUCCACUGGUCACAGGACAGCCACAAUCGCCUUUGUGUGGUACGACUCUCCUGUCCACUCCACCAGAAUGAGGAUUGAAAGUAACUUUGUUGCCGAAACGCUAGAGCGCUAUUCUGGAUCGUAUAAAGGGACAUGCAUGAGGAAGAAAAUCAGUUUUGUGUUCUGCAUAAUGGUGAACAAAGAUACGAUACAUGGUGUGUUGGUUGUCAUAGCUGGAUUUUUUAUUCACUUAUCCUUCGGUUGUAUGUACACAAUCGGGAACAUGACUCCUUACCUUGCCUCGUAUGUUGUGAAGUACAUUGACCCUCACUUUAAUAAUGGCCUGGUUGUUUGGGUCUCUGCCGCAGCUUUGGCAGCUCAGGGUCUAUUUAUGCCCUUCGGUGGUAUUUUAUCACCAAGACUGGGCGUCAAACUGGUUAUUAUACUCGGCUGUAUCAUUAACAGUGGUGGCUUUAUGCUGACGUGUAUUGCCCUACGGUAUGGAUUCGUUUGGGUCUUGGCGACCCAUCUCCUUUCGCUCGGUUUGGGUGUUGGAUUUGCGUAUUCCGUCGUUAUGCAAGCUGCCGCCAGCUGGUUUCCUGUUAAUGGGGGUUUUGUGAUUGGUCUUAUUGCGGCUGGUUUUGGUCUGGGAGCUCUUGUCUUCACGCCGAUUCAAAUGGCGUAUGUGAAUCCGGAAAACGUCAAGGUAAACAACGUGACCAGAUAUUAUGAGGAUCCAGGAGUGUUGAGUCGCGUACCAACCUCAUACCUCGUUAUCGGUGGUGUAAUGUUGGGCCUGCAGAUUAUCGGUUGUGCCAUAAUUCGGAGGAAGCCGACACCCAAGGAGGAUUCCAUCCCUGAACUAAGGCAGAAAAAAGAAGAAGUGAAUCUGUCGCCUAUGGAAACGCUCAGGUGCCGGUACUUCUACUUCCUUUGGCUCCUGAUGUUCUGCAAUAUCAUUCCAAUUACCCUUAUUACUUCGGCCUAUAAGAUUUUCGGCAAUGAAUACCUUGCAGAUGACAUCUAUCUGACAACAAUCGGCACCCUCGGUUCUCUCUUCAACUGCCUGGGUCGCGUUUUUUGGGGCUAUCUGGUGGAUAAGUUCUCCUUCAAGCUUCCCAUCGGAUGCAUGCUCGUCCUCUGGUCGUUCUCGCUCUUCUGCUUCCCCAAUGUCUUCGUUUUCGGUCCGGAUGUAGGCCGCUACACCUACGGCAUCUUUGUGUGCCUCAUGUUCUUCUCCAUGGCUGGCGUCUUCGCCAUGAUGCCUGCGGCCACGCGUCUUCUCUUCGGUCCUAAAAACAUGGCCACCAACUAUGGCAUGGUUUUUAGUGCAUUUUCCGUUGGUAGUUGUCUCAGCGCUUUUGCCAGCCAGAUGGCUAAGGGACGAUGGAAUUUACUUUUCUACGGUUCGGCCGGCGUCUGCAUUCUAGGUCUUUUCUUCCUGCUGUGGAUCUUCGAUCCUAAAUUGCCAAAACGGCUUCAAGUUUUCUGCCCUUGUGCCAAGGUGGAUCGUCGACGCUGCUAA
Messenger RNA from Echinococcus granulosus, 2217 nucleotides. RefSeq names its product Oxalate:formate antiporter. Lineage: Eukaryota; Metazoa; Platyhelminthes; Cestoda; Cyclophyllidea; Taeniidae. Gene Ontology annotation, molecular function: transmembrane transporter activity. The transcript is spliced from 20 exons. The record is from RefSeq and is a predicted model, not a curated record. The coding region runs from base 1 to 2217 and encodes 738 amino acids. Gene Ontology annotation, biological process: transmembrane transport.